AUGGCGUUUCCCUUUCUUCGGUCUCGGUCAAGAUACCGGCUAUACAUCCUGCUGGCCGUGUUUGUGUUUCUGACGUACUACUACUGGCCUGUUAGCCAGAUAGAACAGUUGUCUGAUUCCGUGCACAGAUCGACUGUUCAGAGUAGCGGUGGAUACGCCUCAAAUUCUCCUGAGCAGCUGGAAGAGGAAGAAGACACACGAAUUUAUCGCGUCAGUACGGAGCCCUUACGCGUUAACUUCAACCCUGACACGAACGAGCUGGAGGUCCCAAAAAUCAUAGAGAUCGACUCGGUGAACGAGGCACUGAGCUCCUUGAACCUGAAACCAUUACAGGAAAAUAAGGAUCCCCAGAAGCCUGCGCAAUCUUUGGACAAGGUGAACUUACUGAGCGAGUUUAUUGCCAGCAUGAAUUACAAGCCUCUUCAGUCAGUGAAGGGUUUCAUCGGCAACAUUGAUGUGCCGUCUACCUCUAACUAUUACGAUCUUUCAUGCCCGGACAUUAUUUACAGGCCUAAAGAAAAACGGAACAUUGAAUUUUCCGAGCCUAUACUCUUGAAAGACGACCUAGCUAGUGCUCGUGAAUCCUUGCUGUCAACAGAAUACAAAAAUCUCAUCACCAUGGGUGACAAAGUCGGCAGCCGUGUGGCUGAAAAUUGGCGUCAAUUUUCCGGAGCGUCCGUGUGGCUUCCUGACGAGGAGUGCCACAUGAUGGCUAGCCGUAUGAUAUAUGCACCAAACUCCAAAAGUAACCCGGUGGCUUCGUUUAUCAGGCUUCAAUUGUUUGACGCCAACUGGAAAGAGAUUACGGGUAGACGGAUCAGAUAUAUCGAUAUCACGAAACAGGAGAUCGAUAAUGUUUUGAGAGAAUACAACGACGCGCAAGACGAAUCGUUGCUGGACAAGAUCUCGAUAAAGUUCCCUACUGUUCUGGAUAUUCCAUUUGAUCCAAAGGUGAAUACUAAAGAAUUACUCGGUCCUGAAGACCCACGCAUUUUGUUCAAAGACGGCGAGUAUGUUCAGGAGCCGGUCAUCUUCUUCAAUAUGCUGGACAACGGCAAACGUACCAUGCAUGCAGUUUUCCCGCUAAGAAAGCCAAAUCCAAAGACUCAAAAACGCGAUCUUGUGAACUUCAAAAUAUCAGGAAUUGCUGCGUCCAGAACCCUCUCCACGGAGAAAAAUUGGGCUCCCUUUUUCGACUCGAUCCGGAUUGGAGAUUCCUCGAAAACUAAAGGCUACGUUCAAUUCCUGUACACGGUCGAUCCUCUCGUUGUGUUCCGUUGUAGCCUGGACAAUGGUAAAUGUGAGAAAUUACAGGACAACAUAUAUUAUUCUUCCUUUGCUGAAAAUGCCCUGGGAUUCAUCCGCGGUGGUACAGAGUUAAUACCCGUGCCAAGACAGAUUUUACAGAAACAUACCACUGGCAACGCAGAAAGCAGGCUUCAAAUGUGGGUUGGAUUUGUGAAAACUCACAUCAACAACUGUGGGUGCGGAGAUACCACUUAUAGACCAAGCUUGAUAGUGUUGACCAAAGAGGAUGGCGUUUUCCGCGUUGAUCUAAUGACCGAUAGUAUCGACUUUGACAUGGAUGUUUUAGCAUGGGAUGAGAAGGACACCAGGUGCGGAAGCGGACCCAAUGUGCUUACGCCAAAUGGUAUUUCGUUCUGGAACAUUAAGCAUCCAGAGGACAGUUCUGGCAAAUCAGAGGACGUGCCGCAAGGACUAUACAAGGACUACAUGGGUCUUACAAUUAGCGAGUCUGACGCGAACAUCAAGAUCGUGUUUUUGCGCAACGUGUUAAACUACAUUCUCGGAAUACAUGGCAUUGGCAAGCACAAUCUCGGAGAGUAUGAGCUCAAUGAAGGGGUUUCCGAACGCACAAGAAAAGUGAGCGAUUGCAUGCUUGAGGCUUCGUACAGUUACUGCAAGGCCUACGCCAGGAAAAAGUCUGCUGUGAAGGACAAGGGCAAUAAUAUAUAA
This is a messenger RNA of Ogataea parapolymorpha DL-1, 1977 nucleotides long. RefSeq lists its product as hypothetical. NCBI's taxonomy places the organism in Eukaryota, Fungi, Ascomycota, Pichiomycetes, Pichiales, Pichiaceae. Bases 1 to 1977 code for a protein of 658 amino acids. The transcript has a single exon. The record is from RefSeq and is a predicted model, not a curated record. Gene Ontology annotation, molecular function: mannosyltransferase activity.